AUGGGAGGAGGAGACUUGAACAUGAAAAAAUCCUGGCAUCCCCUCUUGAUCAAGAAUCAAGAGCGGGUAUGGAAGGAAGAACAAAAAGCAUUGGAAGAGCAAAAAAAGCUUAACCAGCUCAGGAAAGAAAAAGAAGAGGAAAGACAGUUACAAGAAUUGAGACAGAUCCAAGCGACUGUUGGUGGACGAAGAGAGCAGGAAAGGUUAGAUUGGAUGUACGCUGCUGGACCUAAUCAAUCUAGCUCAGCCAAAGCUGAGGAAAUGGAAGAUUAUUUACUUGGAAAGAAACGUGUUGAUUCUCUUAUAGAACAAGGCACCUCUAUGAGCAUAUUGUCUGCUGAUUCCAAAGAAAUCUUUAGCAGCAUUAGUAAUCCAAAUGCUAAUACUUACCGAGAUACUCAGGCAAAAAUUCGAGAAGAUCCAUUAUUUCUUAUAAAGAAAACUGAACAGGCCAAUAUAAAAUCUAUCGUUUCAAAUCCACUUAAAAUGAGAGAAAUUCAAGAGGAUUUACAUAAAGAAAGGAGCAAGAAAUACCAUAAAAAGAGGCCUUUUGCAGAUUCUGAUGAUGCAGAUUCGGUAAGGUCAAUUGAACAAGAUAGAAAUAAUCGUUCUCAAAAACGUUCUCGUGAGAGUAAAAUUUUUGAAAUGAUGAAUGAUGCAAAGAAAAUUUCUGAAGAGCGAAAGAAACGCGUAGAAAAGUCCACAAAGGAAGAAUAUGAGGAAGAGAAGAAAUUGGACGAGGACAGAAGGCGACGCGGCAUGCAAUCCGACUUUUUAAAAAACGCUUAUAAAUCGGCAUAUUCUUCACAUUCAUCAAUUGGUUUGGGAGAACGUUUACAAAGACAUCGUGGUACUUCACAAAAAAUAUCAAGAGAAGAUUAA
Messenger RNA from Funneliformis mosseae, 882 nucleotides. NCBI's taxonomy places the organism in Eukaryota, Fungi, Glomeromycota, Glomeromycetes, Glomerales, Glomeraceae. The record is from the annotation of a GenBank genome assembly.